UCGCCUUGUGUCACCAGUUGCAUUUCUCCACUGGCAGAUGUUGGUAAACAACCCACACUCGAUCGAGUCGGCGUGGACGCUGCCGGUGUCGGGCCUGGCGGCGCCGGCGGCCCCGGCGGCCGGGCCGCGGCCGCAGCUGGUGCGCGUCUCGGACCUGCGCGCGCUGCUGGACGGCGCGCCGCUGGGCCGGUUCGACAUGCGGCCCGACACAGAGGCCGUGUUUGACGCGCUGUGCGACCGCGAGCGCGGCCGGCCGGAGAAGGUGCUCAUGAAGGAGUGGACGCCCCGGCCGGCCGGCGGCCAGCUGCACAUCGACGGGUGGCGCUGGACCCGAGGUGUGAGGUCGUUCGUCUCCAGCGCGCCCAUUUGUCAUUGGUUCUCGGAGCGUGAGGUCGAGGCCACUGACGGCCAGGUGUACGUACUGGAGGGCAGGCUAAGCGUGGCGCUGGCGGAGAAAUACGCUCUGCCCGUGUUGGCUCGUCUCACGUUCGCCACCGGCUUCCCCAGUCAGUGGCAGCUGCUGGCCAAAGAGCUGCACCUCCUCACAGUCGGGCAGGAGGCGGUGCGACGACAGCCUGACCUCGUCUCGCAGCACACCGACAGCCCCGGCCGCACCGCUGGGAAGCCGCCGCAGCAGCCGGACUCUGACUCGGGGUCUGGCUCGGAGCUCCCUCAGCCGCAGUCCGCGCCCGUCUCGAGGGCCGUCAGGUCGCAGCCGGAGCCCGGUUCGAAGGCCGCCAGGUCGCAGCCGGAGCCUAGUUCGAAGGCUGCUCCAGCCAAGAGGCAGACGAGGAAGCGAGCAGCGCCGGGGAGCAGCCAGCCAGUGCCGACCGCAGCAGGCGGCGCGGCGCAGCCGGAACCUCCUGGGACACCUCCGUUACCGGAGGAGCCGUCAGCGGCGCCGGCCAACGCCCGCGGAAGAGCGACUUCGCGCGGCCGGUGGACAGCGCAGCCGGCGCCCUCGUCGCCGCCGGAGUCAAAGUCAUCGAGCCCGGCCGCCAGUGAGCGCAGUUCUCUGGACGACACGAUGGCGCCGCUGACACGGGCCAUGUCGGAGACCAUGUACGACCGGUUGAAGAAGGACACGCGCCGGCGCAGCCCCCGCGUUUUCCUCCACCGGCUGGCGGAGGAGCCGCGGAAGGCGCCGACGGGGCGGGCCGCUGCCGGGCGCCGCGGUCACGAGUUCCGUCCGAGCGCGCGGCCCGGCACGCAGCGCUACCGGCUGGAGCAGAUGGCCUUCCUGACGGCGCAGAACGACGCCGCCCAGCCGGACGAUCUGUUCGGGGGCGGCCUGCUGGACUCUGGCGCCGGCGGCGGCGGCGGCGGCGGCGGCCUGCUCGGCCUGGCCGACGGGGAGCUGAUGGCGGCCGUGACGCCGCUGGCGCCGGGCCGCGGCGGCGGCCGCCGGCCGGCCGCGCACAGCUCUCUGACUCCGGUGGCGGCCCUGGCCGCCGGCGGCGCCUACUCGGUCAAAACGCCCACCAUGGCCACAUCGACCAUCAGCCCGGGCAACCCGCUCAACUCGAUCCACAGGGACGAGGCGGCCCGGUACAUGGUGAACCGUAAGAAGCAGGCGGGCCCGGCGCGCCAGCGGCUGCGGAUGGGCACGGACCGGCCGGCCGCUCCGAGCUUCAGUGGUUCGUCAGACAUCGGCAGUGCCGCCCGGCUGAUUGAAGAGGACGCCGCCUGGCUGCUGAGGGAAGACGACCCCUCCGACGAGCCGGCCGACGAGUACUUUGAUUACGAUGGGUGAGCCGGGGCCGUCCCAGUCGACGGUGCUCGCCGGAAGGUUGUAGUGUAGAGACUUCCGUGUAUGUGUCCGAGCGACUCGUUUUAUUGAUUUGUGUACGUGAAAGCGGGGUGCUCGAAUCGUUUGUACUGCGAAGACGUUCCUUGUUUGUGUGUUGAGGAGUUACUAAGCCGUGCCAAACCAGAUGAGGUAGACGUUAGUGUGGUCUGGUACCUGUUUAUCAAAGUAGAUACCAGCUGUUAGCCGAUGGGAACGCCGGUGUCUGACAGGCGACACUGGCUAUACACGCCAGUCAGUUGACCUAGUGAAGAGACGGCCGGGCGGCGUUCUUAUGCGGCGAUAUAUACGGCCGGUCAGGCUGGCGAAUGAGUUCGGAUAGUUCACUUUCCGACGGAUCGGUCGUUCCGCUGUACAAACAGCAGUAGUCCCCGUCACGGAAUGUGUGCGAGUUGCACCAGCUACUGUGCGGGCAGGGACCAUUGGCGCGGAUAGGGACCAUUGCGCGGGUAGGGCUCAUUGGCGCGGGUAGGGAGAACCUCUGAUCUGGACUGCAGCCGUGCACUGCAGUUGCAGUCCGGAUGCAUACCUUCCAGAAGUUCAGUGAUCGUCACCGCUCUGCGGCCGUUGUUUUGAAUAUCAUCGUUGAACAAGAAUGACUGCGCCUGCCAACGAAAGUUUGCAUUCAUCUCUGGAUCACUAUAAAUAAACAUUUUCAUCCCACUUA
Amphibalanus amphitrite is the source of this 2474-nucleotide messenger RNA. RefSeq names its product translation initiation factor IF-2-like. The transcript has 7 exons. Lineage: Eukaryota; Metazoa; Arthropoda; Thecostraca; Balanomorpha; Balanidae. The coding region runs from base 38 to 1753 and encodes 571 amino acids. The record is from RefSeq and is a predicted model, not a curated record.